AUGCGCGCAGGCCAAAGUAACAAGAAGGAGGAGGAAGAAGAAGAGGGCGGGUCCAUUGUCCCCAAGACUUUCUACGGCCAACGAACGGGCUCCAGCAUCUCAUGGAUUGAUUUCGACGACGAUAGCGACGAUGACCUCGACGAUGACGACGUGGAGAGCGGGCGUGCUGCGGACGCGGACUCUGAGGGGCUGUGCCGUGUGAUGCCGCCGUCUUCUCUUCGCAAUAAAGCGAGACUGGAGUCCGGAGUGGCAGCACGGCGCAUACUUCACUUGCCCGCUUUUAGCGAGACUCGACACCCGUGCUUCCUUUGCAGCCGAAAAGCGCGACUUGCUGGUGGCCAGACGAAGCAAACCAGGAAAAUGUGCGAUGUCUGUUGGCUGCACCUCUGCCUCAACGGCAAGAGGAACUGCUUCGCUGAAUUCCACAGCUAA
Messenger RNA from Phytophthora sojae, 432 nucleotides. RefSeq lists its product as hypothetical. NCBI's taxonomy places the organism in Eukaryota, Oomycota, Peronosporomycetes, Peronosporales, Peronosporaceae. The record is from RefSeq and is a predicted model, not a curated record. Bases 1 to 432 code for a protein of 143 amino acids. The transcript has a single exon.